This is a messenger RNA of Sporisorium graminicola, 3075 nucleotides long. RefSeq lists its product as uncharacterized. Gene Ontology annotation, molecular function: allantoinase activity. NCBI's taxonomy places the organism in Eukaryota, Fungi, Basidiomycota, Ustilaginomycetes, Ustilaginales, Ustilaginaceae. The transcript has a single exon. Gene Ontology annotation, cellular component: cytoplasm. The record is from RefSeq and is a predicted model, not a curated record. Gene Ontology annotation, biological process: purine nucleobase catabolic process. Bases 1 to 3075 code for a protein of 1024 amino acids.
AUGUCGUCCAGCAACGACAAGUCGGCCCUGCCGAGCUAUUCAACCACUGUGUCGGUACGCAAGUCGCGUAGUCCGAUCACGUUGCGUUCGUCGUUCCUCUCGCUGUUGGGCUUGGUCGCGCUCGUCUACUACCUCGGCGUCUUCACCACCUACAAUGGCGCUCAGCAUCACGUCUACCAGCCUUCGCCUCAUCCGCGCUUCCAGAGCAUCUUUACCUCUUCGCUGGCUAAGUGCGAUGCCAUCGAUGCGCCUGUUGGUCCUCCAGCAGACUUCCACAAAAGGAUCCGCUCAGACAGGGCCGAGAAGCAUACUCCAGAAGUCGUCAUUCUCAAUGCUACGCUCUGGACGGGAGAUGAUGAUGGACAUCAAGUGCUUCACGAACGCGAUCUGCUGCUGUCUCAGGGCAUCAUCAAGCGCAUUGCCCACACCAAGGACAACGAGUUUCUUUCCGACACGCUCAAGGCACCCAUCGCGAAAGUGGUCGAUGCUGCAGGUCGAUGGGUGACACCCGGUCUUGUCGAUAUGCAUGUGCACUUGUCUGUAGGAGCUCUGCCUACUCUCAACGGCCACGACGACAUCAACAGCAUCGGCAAAAAUACCAACCCUUACCUCCGCACCAUCGACGGCAUGAACCAGCACGACGGCUCCUUCCGCAAGUCGCUCGCUGGAGGUAUCACUACCGGUCUCGUCCUGCCCGGCUCGGCCAACUCGAUCGGUGGUCAGGCUUUCCCCAUCAAGUACCGCCAGCCGUCAUCCUUACUCCCUCAAGACAGGCUCAUCGAACCGCCCGACUCGCUCGCUCGCCUCGGUCAGGGUAAAGGCAGCGCUGCAACCAAGCUGACGAUUCAGCACGAAGUGGAGACAGGACUGCACCGCAACGAUAGUAGCUCGAGCUGGCGCUACAUGAAAAUGGCUUGUGGUGAAAACGCUCGUCGUGUUUACAAGAUGACACGCUAUGACGAAGCUUGGGACUUCCGACGCACUUUUAGCGCAGCCAGGGAUCUCAAGAACAAGCAAGAUGCCUUCUGCGACUCGGCCAAAGCUUUCGCUUCGCUUCACGGUUCCAACUCGGCUCCUUCCACCUUGGCUGAUGCCGAGUUUCCCGACGACUUGGAGCUCGAAGCUGUUGUCGCGCUGCUCCGCGGCAAAGUCAAGCUCAACACUCACUGUUAUACACAAGUCGACUUUGAAUCCUUCAUCCGUCACUCGAACGAGUUCCAGUUCCCAGUAGCCGCCUUCCACCACGCACAUGAAUCGUACUUGAUCCCGGACCUCCUCAAGCAGUCCUACGGCAAUGUCACCCCGGCCAUCGCCAUCUUCAGUACCAACGCAAACUACAAGCUCGAGGCCUACUUUGGAUCACCCUUUGCCGGCGCCAUCCUCGCAUCGCACAACAUCACACCCAUCUACAAGUCCGACCAUCCCGUCACCGACUCGAGACGCAUCCUCAAUCAAGCUGCGCAAGCGCACCAUUUCGGGUUGGACGAGACCGAGGCAUUAAGGAGUGUCAUUUCGGCUCCCGCGGAGAGGCUCGGUCUGGACCACAGACUUGGCUACAUCAGGCAAGGGUAUGAUGCCGACGUGGUGGUGUGGAACACACAUCCACUCCGGAUCGGCGCUACUCCGGUUGAGGUCGUGAUCGACGGUAUCCCUCAAAUCGGGCCUAACGCUCCUGUCCCCAGCCCGGAGCUUCCUCGCAGCGCAAAUGAGGUCGAGAGCGAGAAGCAUGCAUCAUCUCCGGCUGCUCCGGCUGCUCCCAGGGCCGGAAACUUCAACGUCGACAUUCAGCAGGUCAAAAACUCGUAUAGCGAGAUCAUCACUUUCGACAAGCUUGCCUUCCCCUCUGCAAAGGAGGCUACGCAAAACUGUACCGUCUUCACCAACGUCAGCCAGCGCUUCUUCCGUCGACGUGGCAGCGUCUCCUCUGAGACGUUUGCUCCUUCCACGGGACAGAUCGUCGUAGCGGGGGGGAAAGUGCUGUGCAGCGGCGAAACCUGUUCUGCCUCGGUUUGCGCCUCACCCGCAGUCAACAUCAUCGACGCCCGCGGAGGAGCCGUCCUCCCUGGCAUCACCUCCUAUGGCUCGAACCUCGGGCUCACGGACAUCGUCUCCGAACCGGAGGCGUCAGACGGUUACACGCUCGACCCGGUCACGUCGUCCAACGCGAUCGCGCAGACGUCCGAGUACCUGCGCACCUGGCCGACCGCGCGCGCGGUCGAUGGACUGCAGUGGGGCGGUCACGACCUUGUUCGUGCGCGCGCGUCCGGUGUGACGCGAGCGAUCGUCUUCCCGCAGAGCGAUACGUUCUUCUCCGGCGUCUCGGUCAAGUUCGACACGGGUGCGCGCAAUGUGCUCUCGCAGGGUGCGGUUGACGUGGAAGAAGUCGCUGCGCACGUGACGCUCACGCACAAUGGCGCGGGGCGGCCGUCGAUCAGUGAGCAGCUUGGGCUAUUGCGUCGGCUGCUCGCUGCGGGUGCUGCAGAUGAUGCGGCAGGCGCAAGCAAGGGCGAGGGCGAGAGUGUGUGGCAGCGUGUGGCUGUGGGGAAGCUACCGUUGGUGGUGACUGCUCUGCGUGCUGAUCACAUCUCACAGGUGCUGCGGCUCGUGGAUGCGUUCCCUAAAGUGAAGCUUGUGAUCUCGGGUGCGGCGGAGGGGCAUUUGGUCGCGGACGAGCUGGCGCGUAGGAAUGUCGGUGUGCUGUUGAUCCCGCAAACGUGGCCGAGGACGUUCGACGAACUGCGAGGGUUGAGCGGGCCACCCCUGACGCGCGAGACGACGCUCUCGGUGCUGCUCAAAGCUGGCGUCAAAGUGGCGUUCAAGAUCGAAGAAGCGUGGAUGGCGAGCAACCUGUUCUGGGACGCGACCAGGGCAGCACUCGAGACAGACGGGCUGGUGCACAAGCAUCAGAUCGUAGAGCUCGUGUCGAGUGCCAUCGACGACGUGCUAGGCAUUGGCGGUGAGCAUGGCGCACAAGGCGAACAUGAGUUCGUCGUGUACGACGGUAACCCGUUCGAGUACGGCGCCAAGGUUUUAGCUGUACACUCGGUGCGCGGUGUAGAGGUCGUUGCUGUGUAG